This is a messenger RNA of Physeter macrocephalus (sperm whale), 1275 nucleotides long. It is a transcript of the gene AGA, whose product is annotated as aspartylglucosaminidase. Gene Ontology annotation, molecular function: beta-aspartyl-peptidase activity; asparaginase activity; N4-(beta-N-acetylglucosaminyl)-L-asparaginase activity. Gene Ontology annotation, biological process: protein deglycosylation. Gene Ontology annotation, cellular component: lysosome; cytoplasm. The coding region runs from base 90 to 1133 and encodes 347 amino acids. Lineage: Eukaryota; Metazoa; Chordata; Mammalia; Artiodactyla; Physeteridae. The transcript is spliced from 9 exons. The record is from RefSeq and is a predicted model, not a curated record.
GCGAGUUCCGGGUUCCCCAGCCGCGGAGAUACGGAGGCCCGGGCGGCCGUGGGCCUCGUCGGGGUUAUUUCUGGCGGCAGCGCGCGGCCAUGGCGCGGAGGCCGAGCCUCCGGUUGCUGAUGCUGUCGCUGCUGCUGCUCUGCCGGGCCCCGGUGUGCAGCUCCGGCCCUCUGCCCCUCAUCCUCAACACUUGGCCUUUCAGGAAUGCAGCCGUAGCAGCAUGGAGGACGUUAGCAUCUGGAGGGUCUGCGCUGGACGCGGUUGAGAGCGGCUGUGCGGCGUGUGAGCGGGAACGGUGUGACGGCACCGUGGGCUUUGGCGGCAGCCCCGACGAGUCUGGAGAGACCACCCUGGAUGCCAUGAUCAUGGACGGUACUACCAUGGACGUAGGCGCAGUGGGAGAUCUUAGACGAAUUAAAAACGCCAUCGGUGUAGCACGAAAAGUACUGGAACACACGACACACACACUGUUAGCAGGAGAGUCGGCCACCAAGUUUGCCGAAAGUAUGGGGUUCAUCAGCGAGGAUUUAUCUACCAAUGCUUCUUGCGCUCUUCAUUCAGAUUGGCUUGCCUGGAAUUGCCAGCCAAAUUACUGGAGGAAUGUUAUACCAGAUGCUUCAAAAUACUGUGGACCCUACAAACCACCUAGUAUCUUAAAGCGAGAUGGUUCUGCCUACAAAGAAACAGGAGGUAGUUACGGUCACGACACUAUUGGCAUGGUUGUCAUCCAUAAGAUGGGAAAUAUUGCUGCUGGUACAUCUACAAAUGGUAUAAAAUUCAAAAUACCUGGGCGAAUAGGAGACUCGCCAAUUCCUGGAUCCGGGGCCUAUGCCGACGACACCGCAGGGGCUGCGGCAGCCACCGGGGACGGCGACGUACUGAUGCGCUUCCUUCCAAGCUACCAAGCUGUAGAAUAUAUGAGAAGAGGAAAAGAUCCAACCGCAGCAUGCCAAAAGGUGAUUUUAAGAAUCCAGAAGUAUUUUCCCAACUUCUUUGGGGCCGUGGUAUGUGCUAACGUGACUGGAAGUUAUGGUGCUGCCUGCAAUAAACUUUCAACAUUUACUCAGUUUCAUUUCAUGGUUUACAAUCCUCUAAAAAGUGAGCCAACUGAGGAAAAAGUAGACUGCAUCUAAUCCAUCUCUUCUGUCCGCAUCUAUAUUUAAAGAAGAAAGAAACAGAGGCUGAAAAGGCUCCUCACUGUCAUCGUAUAAUGUGCCUCAUGUAUUCUAAAAUCUUUGUGUAAAAUGAGCACAAAAAUUGUACGCGAAAAGAGCA